UAGCGGGAAGGAAAUUCAUUUUCAGUGAUUUUACGAUCGUUUUUCCUAGCUUCCUGUUCAAAUAUAAGUUAAGAUGACAAGCCUCCAUAUUAUCAUUGGUCUUGGACUCCUCGGACUCUGCUCAAGCGCUCCAAUUGAUGCCACAUCAGGAGAGAGUUACCCUUUAAAUAGAGCACUGAAGGUCGGGGACGUCAUUUCGGCUUGGGGAAUCUACGUGGAUGACACUACAGAAAAAUUCAAUGUCAAUAUUAUCGGUGAUGAUGUCAACAUUCUCCAUGUGGACUUUAGACCAUUCAUUGACACGAUUGUACUAAACAACAAUGUUAACGGAGCUUGGCAGGCGGAAGUCAGACCAGCGUUCGGAAGAGACACGUUCGUAUCUGGCGAAGUCUUCAAAGUCACAAUUGAGGUCCUAGAUUCGGAAUACAAAAUCUCCUUCAACGAUGAAGAGAUUGCUGCUAGAUUCCCACAACGAGAUGACAUUACUCUAGCCAACGCUGUGGCGCUACGAGGGGGAAGCAACGGAUUCCAGUGGACAAAGAUCGAACUGCCAGCUGAUGGAGGAUGGUCUGACUUUUCUGAUUGGUCUGAGUGCUCGGUUGCAUGCGGAGGAGGAUCUCAAAGUAGGAGCAGAAGUUGUUCCAACCCUGCCCCAGCAAAUGGAGGAGCUGAUUGUGAUGGAGACGAUUCGGAAUCUCAAGACUGCAAUGCUGACCCUUGCCCCGUUGACGGAGGAUGGUCUGAUUUUUCGGAUUGGUCUGAGUGCUCUGCUGCAUGUAACGGAGGAUCUCAAAGUAGAAGCAAAAGCUGUUCCAACCCUGCUCCAGCAAAUGGAGGGGCCGAUUGUGAUGGAGAUGAUUCAGAAUCCCAAGACUGCAACACUGAUCCCUGUCUAGCUGUUGGAGGACAGAGGUACAUUCUGGCUAGACCAUUGGCAGUAGGUGAUAUCAUCGAAGCUUGGGGGAUCUACAAAGAUAUUACUACGGUCAAAUUCAACGUGAACAUUCUUGGUGACGAAAUCAACCUUCUUCACGUGGACUUCAGACCUUACAUUGACACAGUCGUUCUGAACAACAACGUCAACGGGGCAUGGCAGGCAGAAGUCAGGCCUGCGUUCAGCAGGGAUAAUUUCGGAGCUGACGAGAUGUUUAAGGUUACGAUUGAGGUCCUAGAUGCGGAAUACAAAAUCUCCUUCAACGAUGAAGAGAUCGCUGCUAGAUUCCCUCAACGGGAUGAAAUUUCUUUGGCUACUGCUGUGGCUCUCUUUGGCGGCAGUAACGGUUUCCAAUGGACAAACCUCAACUUGCCCAAAGCACUGGAGGCAGUUGCAUUUUAAGUGGUUAAGCCUGACCAGAUAACCUAAAGAUUGGUAAUUAAAGGAUAAUGUGUAUGAUACUGAGAACUACUUCCUUUAACAGACUGUUCUUUUUUAUUGGCUGAAGCCGAUCUUUAUAAUCAUCAAAAGUAAAAUGCACAUUUUCUGAUUUUCAAUUAUAAAAGCAUGUUAUUGUUUGGAAUUCAACUUUUUGAACCUUGAUUAUUGUGCAAUUUCAGAACAGAUUUCGGUUAUUUUAUUUUAUUUUUCUGUUCCGCCAA
Bolinopsis microptera is the source of this 1596-nucleotide messenger RNA. RefSeq lists its product as uncharacterized. Bases 74 to 1336 code for a protein of 420 amino acids. Lineage: Eukaryota; Metazoa; Ctenophora; Tentaculata; Lobata; Bolinopsidae. Gene Ontology annotation, molecular function: carbohydrate binding. The record is from RefSeq and is a predicted model, not a curated record. The transcript is spliced from 10 exons.